Molecule: messenger RNA, 924 nt
Organism: Filobasidium floriforme
Lineage: Eukaryota; Fungi; Basidiomycota; Tremellomycetes; Filobasidiales; Filobasidiaceae
Exons: 7
Source: RefSeq, a predicted model, not a curated record
GAAGUGGAGGCGCCAAAAGUCGACGUCCUGAUGGCCGACGAUGACGUGGGCGGAUACGAGAUCGACGAUGAGCUUUGCUUACCAAGCCCUCGGGCGGAGGCUGUAGAGAGGCAUUCGGAACCCGAGGAGCGUUGGCGAUCCCAGAGGGCCACCGACUCGGACCUGAAGAGCAGCGAGGUGGUCGUCAACGACAGCGACGAAGAGAAGGGAGAGACCGGGCCAGCUUCGAGAAGGAUGUUGAGAGAAGACUAUUCCCCUGCGCCGUUGGACCAGGGCUGGUUGGUACCCAACCUCGGGUGUGGCCCUGAGAGGGGGAUGAGUGAUGAUUACCCGAACGGUUUCAACUCGGAGUAUCAUCCAAAGUCGGGGAUGUAUAUCGAAAAGUAUUCGGGACGACUCGUACAUCCGGUCGGAGGGCAAAACUCGUUUUUCUUCUUUGACUACGGCGACAAAUACGAUCGAGCGUCGUUGACUGAGCAAGCAUGGUUGAAUCUACCCAUGCCGCCUGGAUGCCCUGAGCUCAAGGGGAAGACGGUGGAGGAAAGGGCGAAUUCGCUCUCCCACUAUAACGCCGCGUACAACAUCCUGACCAACGACUAUGCUGGGUUGAACAUGGAACGGUGUAAACAAUGCGAGGAGGACAACGAUUGCUUCGCCUGCGUGUCUAAGUACAUCAAGGGAAGAGCGGGCGUUUGCGCCGGUUGUCGCGCCAAGAACAUUUACAAAUGUUCUGUGAAGGGUGCGCUGGAGGAGCCUGGGUGUUUCAUUCCCGGGGUCAGCGCUGAUCCGGAACCUGCCCGUCCGGAGAAGAUCGUUGGUCACUUGUGUUCUGCUGAGGGUCAAGAUAGAGCAGGAGAGUCGAGCGACGCAUCCUCGACGGAGGAGGAACGAUGUGUAGCGGCGGUGGGGUUGAUACGACGAUAG